AUGGUCAUACCAUUCCCAAGUAAUUUUUUUUUAAAAGUCAACUUCCCAAAUAACCCUCGUGUUCCAAGUCUAAAAAUCACAACUAUCUUCCACCACAACCACUUCUGCCUUUCACCACCACCAUCGUCAACUUCCACCGCCUUCCAGCAUUACCACUGCCCACCACUUUCCACCACUAUCAUCGCCACCGCCUUUCACCACCGACACCACCUUCCUUUGUCGCAACCAUCACCACCACUAUCUUCCACCACCGUCGCCGCCAUCACCUUUCUCCACCACCAUCACCUUCCACCACCGCCACCGCCUCUCACCACCGCUACUGCCUUCCACUACCACCACCUUCCAUCACCGGUCACCACCGCCACCGCUUUCCAUCGUCACUGUCUUCCACCGCCACCGCUUUCCGUCAUCACUGCCUUCCACCGCCACCGCUUUCCAUUGUCACUGCCUUCCACCACCAUUGCAGUCACCUCCAUUGGCUUCAACAACCACCAGCUACACUACUAUCUCUUUCCACCACCAACACCAUUACCGCCUUCCAACACCACCACCUACACCCAUUACCGCUUUCCACCUCCACCAUUGCCACUGUCAUCAUUUAUUUUUAAAAAAUUAUAA
Molecule: messenger RNA, 618 nt
Organism: Cornus florida
Lineage: Eukaryota; Viridiplantae; Streptophyta; Magnoliopsida; Cornales; Cornaceae
Product: extensin-like
Exons: 1
Coding region: 1-618 (205 amino acids)
Source: RefSeq, a predicted model, not a curated record